Molecule: messenger RNA, 1563 nt
Organism: Camarhynchus parvulus
Lineage: Eukaryota; Metazoa; Chordata; Aves; Passeriformes; Thraupidae
Product: cytochrome P450 2K6-like
Exons: 9
Coding region: 1-1563 (520 amino acids)
Biological process (GO): xenobiotic metabolic process
Cellular component (GO): intracellular membrane-bounded organelle; cytoplasm
Molecular function (GO): oxidoreductase activity, acting on paired donors, with incorporation or reduction of molecular oxygen, reduced flavin or flavoprotein as one donor, and incorporation of one atom of oxygen; heme binding; iron ion binding
Source: RefSeq, a predicted model, not a curated record
AUGGGCUGGAACAGCAGCACUUCCAUUGGUUUUGUGUUCAUCCUGGCUUUUGUCUCCAUUUUAAAAACAGCAGGUUUCUGGAACAGCAGCACUUCCAUUGUUUUAGUGCUGAUCCUGGCUUUUCUCUCCAUUUUGAAAACAGCAGGUUUCUGGAACAACGACCGAAGACAGAACUUUCCUCCAGGUCCAAGACCAUUACCUAUAAUUGGAAACCUUCUUUUGUUUGACUUGAAGAGACCCUACAGGACUUAUCUACAGCUGUCCAAAAAAUAUGGUCCAGUCUUCAGUGUUCAGAUGGGGCACAGGAAAGUUGUAGUGAUUUCUGGCUAUGAGACAGUGAAGGAAGCUCUUGUAAACCAGGCAGAUGCAUUUGCAGAGAGACCUAAAAUUCCAAUCUUUGAAGAUUUGACUAAAGGAAAUGGGGUUGUUUUUGCCCAUGGUGAAAACUGGAAGGUGAUGAGAAGGUUUACCCUCACAGCCCUGCGAGACUUUGGGAUGGGCAAAAAGGCCAUUGAGGAUCGGAUCGUGGAGGAGUACGGGCACCUGGCAGACUCUAUCGCCUCCCAGGAAGGAAAUCCCGUUGAUGCCAGCAAAAUAAUUAAUGCAGCAGUUGCUAAUAUAAUUGUGUCAAUAUUGCUUGGAAAACGAUUUGACUACAAAGACCCCAGAUUUGUGAGACUUCUAAGUAUGACCAAUGAAAACAUGAGGCUUGCUGGGAAACCUUUGGUCACGAUGUACAACAUCUUCCCAUACCUUGGAUUCCUCCUAAGGGCUAACAAGGCUCUCCUUCGAAACAGAGAUGAAUUCCACGAUUUUGUCCGAGUUACUUUUGUAGAGAACCUAAAAAACCUGGACAAAAAUGACCAAAGAAGUUUUAUUGAUGCCUUCCUGGUUAAACAGCAGGAGGAGAAAUCCACUACCAAUGGGUAUUUCCAUAAUGGCAACUUGCUAAGCUUGGUGAGCAAUUUGUUUACUGCUGGUGUUGAGACCAUUUCCACCACACUAAACUGGGGCUUUCUGCUGAUGCUAAAGUACCCUGAAAUCCAGAAAAAGGUCCAAGACGAGAUAGAGCAAGUGAUAGGGUCCAACCCCCCACGGAUCGAGCACCGAGCUCAGAUGCCAUACACAGAUGCUGUUAUCCAUGAAAUUCAGAGGUUUGCCAACAUCCUGCCACUGGAUUUGCCUCAUGAGACUGCUGCAGAUGUCACCCUCCAGGGCUAUUUCAUCCCCAAGGGAACCUACAUCAUCCCUUUACUGACCUCAGUCCUGAAAGACAAGUCGCAGUGGGAGAAACCAGACAUGUUCUACCCUGAGCACUUCCUUGAUGCCAAUGGGAAAUUUGUGAAGAAGGAUGCUUUCAUUCCUUUCUCAGCAGGGCGGAGGAUCUGUGCUGGGGAGACUCUUGCCAAAAUGGAGCUCUUCCUCUUCUUCACCAGUCUCCUGCAGAGGUUCAACUUCCUCCCUCCACCUGGAGUUUCCAACUCAGACCUGGACCUUAGCCCUGCCAUUUCAUUUAAUGUCAUCCCCAAACCCUAUAAAAUGUGUGCUGUAGCACGUUCCUAG